CAGCUGCAAAAGGAAAUAUUUCAAUUUAAAUGAUGUUCCGUAAUAAAACGAAUGUUUUCCACAAGAGCCGAUAUAAGAAAAUUCACGGAAUUUAUUGGAUUACCGCUGUACACAUACUUAAGGCUCAGCAGUUGUCAUAGCAACCAUUACUGAAAAACUGUCCACCAUCUUGGCACAAAUCGAGUUGUAGAUUAAAUGGAUUACACAGGCAGUAGCUACGAGGGAGAUUUAAAAAAUGGAAGAAUGGAAGGUAAAGCUGAGUACUUCUUACCUCCGGCACUAGAAACUAAAUACGUCGGUGACAUGAAGGACGGAAUGUUCCAUGGCGAUGGCACCCUGUUUUUCUCAAAUGGGAGCAAGUAUGUCGGAAAGUGGGAGAAAGGCAUUGCGGUUGAGGGUAAAUACACAUUUGCUGAUGGUUUGGAGUAUGAUCCAGAGGAUUGGGAAUACUGUGAUGGAUAUGACAGGAGAUUUUAUACUGAAAUGUGCAAUGGAUUAAAACCAGCUGGUCGUUCCCAGCUCACCAACCGCAUUCCACCUCGCGAGAUUCCCGAAGGCUGUUAUGACUGUGGCGACGGAUUCUACAACCCUGUGUCAAGGGUGAUUGUAGACUAUGAUUACAAGUUCCUCAGAAAUGCAGAUGAUGACGAACAUGACUGGAUUCUCAAAACAUGCAGGAAGGGUUGGGAUGAAAACGUCGGAUACAGACCAGAUCUUAUCAAGUAGAACCUUUGAUCGUCAGAGGGAUACGAACAGCAUCUGCUCUAGUCCAGGACAGUCAGAGGUCGUUCUUAAUACCGUCAGUUUGAACAAAGUUCAAGUUAAUAAUGUUCCGGACUUGAGACUGACGUACUCCGCCAUGAAAAUGUUUGCCGAACUAAAUAAUUUGUGCCCGUGAACAGAGUUAUGCCCCAUGCCAAUUGGAUGCAAAACCAAACCCAUUUUGAUUUAGUUACUGUUAAUUUUUAAUUCAUCAUACCGGUGUACCAGAAGACGAGAACCUUUCAGUGGACUUCCAGGGGAGUUAAACAUCGCUCGAAUUCGUUUGCUCGUUGAGGUUACCAACUUGUGUUAAUUUAAACCUUGUUUCUUUUGUCCAAAAUUUUUAUUUAUGUAGCUUGGUCCAGGGAAACAUGUUUCGUUCACGGGAAUAAAGUACAUGUACAGGACUAUAGAAUGUAACUUGUAAAUAAAAGAAUAUUUUUAGUGAA
Orbicella faveolata is the source of this 1211-nucleotide messenger RNA. Its product is annotated as MORN repeat-containing protein 5-like. Lineage: Eukaryota; Metazoa; Cnidaria; Anthozoa; Scleractinia; Merulinidae. The record is from RefSeq and is a predicted model, not a curated record.